This is a messenger RNA of Nicotiana tabacum (common tobacco), 627 nucleotides long. NCBI's taxonomy places the organism in Eukaryota, Viridiplantae, Streptophyta, Magnoliopsida, Solanales, Solanaceae. The record is from RefSeq and is a predicted model, not a curated record.
AUGUUAAAUCGGGGAUACCUGAAAGAACUGCUGAGCGACAGAGGACGAGCGAACUUCGCUCGAGGGCGCAAUCAACCUCAAGGACCUCCAAAGCCACAAUCACCCGCUCCUACCAUACAAAUGAUCAUUGGAGGCGGCGACGACACGGUAAUCAACCAUGUGAAAUUCACCAACACACAUAAACUCAAACGGACAGUCGCCCACGAACAGUAUGACGACCUCGAAGAUAGUAUCAUCUUCGAUAAGUCAGAUACCGACUGUUUGUCUUUCCAUCACUAUGAUGCUUUGGUUAUAACAUUACGCAUUGCAAAUACUGAUGUAAAAAGAAUAAUGGUGGAUGACGGAGGCGGCACAUGUAUUGUUCACCCACGAGUUCUCAUGCAAAUGAGGCUCGAGGACAAAAUAAUACCGCAUUGCAUAACAUUAACAGGUUUUGAUAAUGCAAUAGAGCAGACAUCUGGAGAAAUAAUGCUACCUGUCCUGGUAGGAGGGGUUACCCUGGAAACGACAUUCCACGUCAUGAACCAGGAAACGAUCUACAACGUCAAAAUAGGACGACCAUGGAUACAGGCCAUGCGAGCCGUCCCUUCAAGCUUCUAUCAAGUAGUCAAAUUUCCCACCCCAUAG